Messenger RNA from Schistosoma rodhaini, 348 nucleotides. The record is from the annotation of a GenBank genome assembly. NCBI's taxonomy places the organism in Eukaryota, Metazoa, Platyhelminthes, Trematoda, Strigeidida, Schistosomatidae.
AUGAUAUUCAAUAAGCGCAAUAGUCAAUUCAAGGACAUGGAAGGCAAUCGUGAAGAUGAUGAUGUGGAACAACCUGUACUUGUGGAAGAGCCAUUGGACCUCAUUAGACUAAGCUUGGAUGAAAAGAUCUACGUUAAAAUGAAACGUAACCGUGAAUUGCGAGGUGUCUUACAUGCUUUUGACUCACAUUUGAACAUGAUCCUGGGGAAUGUUGAAGAAACUGUAACAACAUUAGAGAUAGAUGAGGAAACAUAUGAAGAAGUUUACAAGACGACGAAACGCACAAUACCCAUGCUGUUUAUUCGCGGAGAUGGUGUUAUUCUAGUUUCACCUCCACAGAAAGAUUAA